Messenger RNA from Drosophila ficusphila, 750 nucleotides. Its product is annotated as attacin-A. Bases 17 to 682 code for a protein of 221 amino acids. The record is from RefSeq and is a predicted model, not a curated record. The transcript has 2 exons. Gene Ontology annotation, biological process: defense response to bacterium. Gene Ontology annotation, cellular component: extracellular region. Lineage: Eukaryota; Metazoa; Arthropoda; Insecta; Diptera; Drosophilidae.
AAUCCAAUCCAGCAACAUGCAAAGCACAAACAUCCUAAUCGUGGCCCUUGUGGCAGUUUCCGCCAUUGUGGAGGCAGUUCCUCAUGGAGAUGUCUAUCGAGUCCGCCGUCAGGUAUUGGGUGGUUCCUUGACCUCAAAUCCCGCUGGCGGUGCUGAUGCUCGUCUGGAUCUUACCAAGGGCAUUGGCAAUCCCAACCACAAUGUGGUGGGUCAGGUUUUCGCUGCUGGAAACACGCAAAGCGGUCCGGUCACCACCGGCGGAACUUUGGCCUACAACAAUGCUGGUCAUGGUGCCUCGUUGACCAGGACCCACACGCCCGGAGUAAAGGACGUCUUCCAGCAGGAAGCUCAUGCCAAUCUUUUCAACAACGGCAAGCACAACCUGGAUGCCAAGGUGUUUGCCUCCCAGAACAAACUGGCCAACGGCUUCGAGUUCCAGCGCAAUGGAGCCGGUCUCGACUACUCCCACGCCAAUGGGCAUGGUGCCUCCUUGACACACAGCAAUUUCCCCGGAAUUGGCCAGCAACUCGGCCUGGAUGGACGUGCCAAUCUGUGGUCAUCGGGCGAUCGGGCCACUCGCUUGGAUCUGACAGGAUCUGCCAGUAAGUGGACAAGUGGACCAUUCGCCAAUCAGAAGACCGACUUUGGAGCUGGCCUGGGACUCUCUCAUCGCUUUGGUUAAACCUUAUAGUAUAUUUGUUAUCACUUAUUUAUUUAAAGAAAAAAUAAAAUCAAAAACUAUUUAACUUA